CUUAAUCUAAUUAAUUACCAUGUAAUUAAUUAAUGUAAUUAAUUACCAUUAGUCACAUGAUAUAAAUAUGUUACUCUGAGCCCUGGGAUUCCUACCUGCAGCAGCUACUCAGCUACAAUGAAAGUCCUUCUGGCUCUUGGUGUUGUGCUCGCAUGCUCUGUUGCACUGUCUAGUACUCAGUGUAUGACUUCAAAAUUGAAAUUUAAUUUGAUAACAAGAACUACAGGCUGUGAGCAUAAAGGAAAAUUUCACAAAAUAGAGAGCGUGUGGACUUUGGACUGUGAAGAGUGCUCCUGUAAUAAACAUGGCCUGAGCUGUUGUUCAUUGACACGUACACCAAUCUAUGAUAAGAAGGAAUGUGUAGCUGUAUUUCAUAAGGAAUCCUGUAGUUACACAGUGACCAAAAAGAAUAAUCCAUCGGAACCAUGUGAGAUCAAAGCCAUGGGACCAAGCACAGGAAAAGGAAAGGACAUCGCAGAAGUUGAGUUCUAUAAAAAAGAUCAUCGAUGCCUGCGAGACUCCCAGCAUUCAGAUGAAGAGGAGAUGGAGCAGACAGUGUAG
Molecule: messenger RNA, 561 nt
Organism: Hyla sarda
Lineage: Eukaryota; Metazoa; Chordata; Amphibia; Anura; Hylidae
Product: beta-microseminoprotein-like
Exons: 5
Coding region: 118-561 (147 amino acids)
Source: RefSeq, a predicted model, not a curated record